AUGGAUCGGAGUUGGAUGUAUAAAAAACACAAUACACUUGAAUAUGUUCAUGGGGUUCAAGAGUUUGUUAAAAUUGCCGAGGAAUAUGCAAGUAAAAUUGGUGAAAAUUAUAUAGUGUGUCCUUGUUAUGAUUGUAGAAAUCUAAAAAAGUUUCGUAGUUCUGAACAAAUUAAGGAACAUUUGAUACGUCGUGGUUUUAAGCUAGGAUAUGACUGGUGGAUAUGGCAUGGUGAAACUGUCCUUACUAGUAACAGUACUAAUCAAAGAGAAUGUAGAAAAAAUGUAGAGAAAGAUCAAAGUAAUGAAAAUAAUGUUGGAAAUGAUGGAGACAAUGAUCGGCUAGAUGAAAUGAUGCGUGAUAUGCAAGGGGAUUUGAAUGAAAUGCCUCAAGAGUUUGAAAGUUUUUUUGCGAGUUCUGGAAAACCUUUGUUUUCUGGAUGUAGUAAAUUUACAAAGUUAUCAGCAGUGCUUAAAUUGUAUACCGUAAAAGCAAAAAAUAAGUGGAGUGAUAAGCGUUCCACGGAGUUAUUAGAGCUUUUAAAAGGCAUGCUUCUUAUUGAGAAUGAACUUCCUUGUUCAACUUAUGAGUGUGGAGCAUCGCGUUAUAAACAAAAAGGGCUCGAUGAUGCAUGUGAGCAGAAGAAAGGUCCUCCAGCGAAGUUGUUGUGGUAUCUACCGGUGAUUCCAAGAUUCAAACGUUUGUUUGCAAAUGCAAAGGAUGCGAAGAAUUUGCAAUGGCAUGCUAGUGGGAGAAAAGAAGAUGGAAAGUUGAGACAUCCUGUCGAUUCUCCUCAGUGGAAGAACAUUAAUAAGAAGUUUCCAGAUUUCGGUGCUGAAAAUCGAAAUCUUAAGCUUGGACUAUGCACAGAUGGAAUGAAUCCUAAUGGUAACAUGAGCAGUCGCCAUAGCACUUGGCCAGUUCUUUUAACAGUUUACAAUCUUCCUCCGUGGUUGUGUAUGAAGCGCAAGUACAUCAUGUUAUUAUUGCUAAUAUCUGGUCCUAAACAACCAGGAAACGACAUAGAUGUGUACUUGGCACCGCUUAUUGAAGAUUUAAAGAUGUUGUGGAAUGAAGGUGUGACAGUAUUUGAUGCUCAUAGUCAAACCAACUUCACUUUACGAGCCAUGCUGUUCUGCACAAUCAGCAUAUGUAGGAAAAAUGUGUUCAUGAGUCAUCGAACCUUUUUACCUAUUGACCAUCCUUAUCGAAAAAGGAAAAAAACUUUCAAUGGAAAAUCUGAGACUGGAGUUGCUCGCUUACCAUUAUCAGGGGAUGUUGUUUAUGAAUGA
Molecule: messenger RNA, 1290 nt
Organism: Ipomoea nil (Japanese morning glory)
Lineage: Eukaryota; Viridiplantae; Streptophyta; Magnoliopsida; Solanales; Convolvulaceae
Exons: 3
Coding region: 1-1290 (429 amino acids)
Source: RefSeq, a predicted model, not a curated record